AUGUCACGAAUAUUUUAUUUAAAUGGAGAACGAUUAAUUUGUGAUGACGAGGAAAGCUUUGCACGAAUCAAAAAUCUAUUUCCACCUACUUUUGUUGUCGAAGACAAAUCUGAGUGGAUUCCUCAGGUAUGUUUUUUGGCUAUCUCUGAAUGGGGCCAUUUCCAAAAACGGAGCCACCUGUAGGGGGCCACUUGUAUGACAAAUUCCCUCAAUGGUACCAGCUUGGAAAAAGUAAGAAUUUCUCACUUUUUUAAUGGUCCACCUAAAAAGAUAAAACACAUAUUUUUUCGUGCAUUUUCUCAAUGGGACCCAUUUAUUUUUAUUUUUAUACAUCUUAUGACGUCAUAGUGAUCGUGAGUUGAAAUUUUGUCAUAUUUUUCGAUUUUCUGAUCAAUUUAUUUGCGUCUCCCUCCCUCUCGCCGAUUGCUCUCUGACAUGUUGUGGAAUGCUAAUAAGAUUUCUAAAAAUAAAACUAUAAGUUGUCAAUAACUUUGGAAAAAUUAUUUUGUUUUCCAGGAAACAAUGCUCAAAUAUACUGCAACAACUUUGCUCGAACGCGCAAAAUUCUACUUCAAUCAGAGCCCGGCAGAUUUAGUACAAUGCUCAGAAAAGUUGUGGUAUGCUGCAGUUUUCUCAGUUAAAUCAAAAUACCUUACAUCUGGACCAGGUAUUAUUUAUUGCUUACUUAUUGGAGGUAUUUAUCUUUAUUUUUCAGGUAUAGAUUUGAGAUCUCAUAAGUCUUUAAGAAAGUUUUGUCGGUUUGCAAUAUCUCAAUGUUUCAAAUUGGGAAAAAUAUCUGAAGGAAUUUUCUGGCAAUUGUGCGAUUUAUGGAGACAGGCAGAGAUGUAUGUUUUUAAUAAGCUAUUGUGGAAUUAAAAAAAAUGUAGCAGCGUCAACUAUUCCCAUGUAAGUUUUUCGAAAAUUAAUGAAUGUAUGUGUGCGCGCACGGUCUCGGUGCAGUCGAAAUAAAAUCAAUAUCGAUUUUUCUCUCGAAAAUGUUGUUUUUCACAAAAAAAACGAUAAUUUUUUCCUAAAUAAAUGACAUUUAUUCAUUUUUAAUGUAGCGACCGCGCGCACACGCACUCAUUAAUUUCCAAAAAACUAGCUGGCGUUGUUUCUCUCUGCCACAUUUUUUAUUUCCACAAUAAUAAGGCUUAAUGUAUUUUUGAUUCGUUUAUCUCUCUUAAAACUUUAUUAUAUAUUGUAGGAUGCAUAAAUUCGUUUAUGCAACCGUAAACUGUCAUCCAACGAAGUUCGAGGAUGUUAUAAAAGAAAUGACUUUCUUCGUUGAUACAUUUGCGCAAUUAGAUGGUGAUCUGAUUUGGCGCAAUUUCGAAGCUCAAUUUAUUGCUAAAACUGAGCCCGGGGUUGUCGUCACCAGAUGCGAGGACGUCGUCUGUCUUGGUGGCACCGAUUAUUCCUGCAGUUUUUCGGUAAUUGUGGAAUAG
Molecule: messenger RNA, 1448 nt
Organism: Caenorhabditis angaria
Lineage: Eukaryota; Metazoa; Nematoda; Chromadorea; Rhabditida; Rhabditidae
Source: the annotation of a GenBank genome assembly